Epinephelus fuscoguttatus (brown-marbled grouper) is the source of this 6192-nucleotide messenger RNA. Its product is annotated as carboxyl-terminal PDZ ligand of neuronal nitric oxide synthase protein-like. The transcript is spliced from 13 exons. Gene Ontology annotation, molecular function: nitric-oxide synthase binding. The coding region runs from base 374 to 2665 and encodes 763 amino acids. Lineage: Eukaryota; Metazoa; Chordata; Actinopteri; Perciformes; Serranidae. The record is from RefSeq and is a predicted model, not a curated record.
GAGUCCAGGGCAGGAGGCAGGACCCAACCAACUUCCACACUCACCACAGGAAAAGUCAGGAAAACACAUCUGUCCCCGCGCAUGUCGCUGUUUGUGCUGGCCUGCAUGUGUUUGUAAAGCUGUUCCGGUGAACAUUAGCAGAGCAGCGGAGCGCCGGAGCGCCGGUGAAGUAGUUGCCUACACUUGGCCGCUGUUGAGUGCGGUGUGAGCAGCGGUGAAACGCCGGGACGGUUCGCUGCGAUGGAGAACAUGAACUAACCGGAUUAGAAAUUCUUUUUUCUCUUGGAUUACCUCCUGUUAAACCGGCCCGGUUCGUUUUUUGUUGGUAUUGUAUCGGUUCCUGUCGUAGUGUGGAGUAGUGAACACUUUGAAAAUGCCUGCUAAGACCAAGUACAACCUCGUUGAUGAUGGGCAUGAUUUGAGGAUCCCGUUGCACAACGAGGAAGCAUUCCAGCAUGGGAUCAACUUCGAGGCAAAGUACAUCGGCAGUCUGGAUGUGACGCGGCCGAGCAGUCGAGUUGAGAUCGUGGCUGCGAUGCGAAGAAUACGGUAUGAGUUCAAGGUGAAAAACAUCAAGAAGAAAAAAGUCAACAUUGUGGUGUCGGUAGACGGCGUGAAAGUUGCCUUGAGGAAAAAGAAAAAAAAAAAGGAGUGGACGUGGGAUGAGAGCAAGAUGAUGGUGAUGCAGGAUCCCAUUUACAGGAUAUUCUAUGUGUCUCAUGACUCCCAGGAUCUGAAGAUUUUCAGCUACAUCGCUAGAGACGGACAGAGUAAUGUCUUCCGCUGCAAUGUCUUCAAGUCCAAAAAGAAGAGUCAGGCCAUGCGGAUUGUUCGGACAGUCGGCCAGGCGUUCGAGGUUUGUCAUAAACUGAGUCUGCAGCACACACAGCAGAACGCAGAUGGACAGGAGGACAGCCACAGCGAAAAGAACGGCAACAGCUCCUCUGUCUCAGGCGUGCGUGCUUAUCCACCUGUAUGUGUGUGUACUUUCCUCGGCUCAGCUCGGGAACUAACAGGCGCAGAGAAGACGGCAACUGUCACAGAGGAGACGGAUAUUGAUGCGGAGGAGACGAGCCAGGUGUCAGCAGCAGAGGAGUUAAACCUCAAUAGAGGGGUGACUGAUCUGGACGCCACAGCCAAGGCACCUGAGCUGAACCAAUCGGAGAGCAAGGCUUCAGAGGAGGCCUCUCUGCUGAUGUCCAGCCCCAGGAUGCUGCUCCCUGCAUCGGGCACACUGCCACCAGGUGCCCCCCUGUCUGUCCACCACCAGAUCCAGCUGCUCCAACAGCAGCUCCAGCAGCAACAGCAGCAGACACAAGUGGCUGUGGCACAGGUCCACCUGUUGAAGGACCAGCUGAGCGCGGAGGCCACAGCUCGGCUGGAGGCCCAGGCUCGAGUCCACCAGCUGUUGCUGCAGAACAAAGACCUGCUGCAGCACAUCUCCCUGCUGGUUAAACAGAUCCAGGAGCUGGAGACCAAGAUGUCUGGACCAAACUCAAUGGGAUCUCAGGACAGUCUGUUGGAGAUCACCUUCCGGUCUACAGUACCUCCAGUGAUCUGCGACCCCACAACGCCCAAACCUGAUGUGUCCGCCCUCAACCUGCCUGCACUGGGCUCCACUGACGGGACCGGCAACGCCUUCUCAUCUUCCAAUGGGACUCUGGGAAGCCCCCUAGUUGAUCAAAGUAUGUUUGAGAACUCAGUUGCCCAGCAGCAGAGUCCUCAGACCUCCAGGCCGGGCCAGUCCUCGUCCCGACGCACCCCGGCAUCACCUAAUCAUAACCUGGGGUCCAGCUCCAUCGACUCUCCAUCCUCCGGAGGCCAACAGAGGCUUAAAAAUGCCAUUAAUCUGGGCAAGGCUGUCGGCGCAAGGGUCAAUGACUUGUUAAGAAGGAAGGAGCCCAGCCACCUCGGGGACAUCGGGGUCACUGAGGUCAACAAAAACGUUGAUGCUGUUUGGAGCUGUAUGGACCAACUCAACCAGACCACUGCAAACAGUCACAUCUCCUCUUUUGACUCCUUCCCUCGGCUGGACCCACCACCCCCAACAGGGAAGAAACGCCUCCCUCGGGCUCUGAAGACCACCCAGGACAUGAUGAUCUCGUCCGACCCCGUUGUCUCCUCUCCUGACCCAGCUGACUCAUCCUCCUUCCUCUCUUCUCCUGACAAGAUGCCCCUGAUGGCUAAGGAGGAGCUGAGGAACAGUGAGGAGCAGCAGCAGCAGCAGGGCGAGAAGGAGGAAGAGCGGUCAGAGGAAAUCACAUUGCCGCCAAGCCCAGCAGAGAAGAAAGUUGUUUCUGAUUGGGAGAUGACAGGAAGCAACGGCAAAGUCGAUGGAGUCACAGGUGGAGAAGAUGAUGAUGUGGAAAACGGGAGCACCGAAGGAGGCGAAGAGGAACGUCAGCCCCAGCUGCAGCUCUCCGUGCCAGACCUCAUCAACAAAGAUCCCCCCUUGCUGGAGCCCAGGGCUAAGCCCUGCGACGUCUGGCAGAAGGCAUCAGGACCGGACUCCCGGCUGGCCUCCACCCCAUGCUCAGGAAAAACUACCUGCCGCAUCAGCCUGGGUGAGGAGGCUCUGCUGGGGAACGGCACUCCCUGCAGUAAAGGCACCGGAGUGAGCGCUGAAGACUCAGAGUCCCACCCGGACCUGCUGUCAUUUGAAUAAAGACCAGAGGGGUCAGAUACCACUUCAGUUUGUCUCCAGGAGUUUGGAACUUUUGCUCUUAGAGGUAAUUCAGACAGACUAAUGACAAGUACUGCGGAUCAAAUAUUCACUGCCACUUUGAAAUAUAUAACUCUCCCUGCUCCAGGGUUUGCUUUAGGAAAAGGGAACAAGGGCUUCCAGGAAUCAGGGCAGGGGCCAGAGCUGAUGCUUUUAGACUUUUUAGCAACUUUUCUUGAGUUUAAAUGUCCUGGUGAUACAAUCUGGCCCUCCAACAUGGCUGACGGACACCACCACCUUCUUCCUAAUGAUUUGAACACAAAGCUGACCAGCACCAGAUGAUGAAUAAGGAGCAAGAGAGAAAAUGUGUAGGAGCUGAGGGUUCAUUACGGUGCAGAGAGAAUUCAAAUUUUAUCAUUUCAUUUAUAAGCAAACAGUUAUAACAGAUAAUGAUUUUAUCAUAGUGUAUUUAUCAUAUUUUAGCUCUUCCAGUGUUUUAUAACAUGUCAUGUCUGCUUUAGGAAUGCAAUAAUACCUAAUAAUGUAACAAUGAAUGUAACUGAUAAAAUGAAAUAUCCCUUUAAAUGGGCUGAAAAUGUAAAAUCCUGACAAUGGUGAGCGUAAAGACAACUUUAUACUGAUGUCAUUUAUUCCUGAAAGUAAAACAUUAUUACUGUACAUCUUUUAGAAAUGUAUGGGUGAUACUUAUCAGCAUUAAGUUAUAUUAUCAAGCCAUUCAUUUCAAGAACCCUUUUGUCGACAUUUUUAAAACCAUUUAAAGGGACUUCUAUUUCACGAUGGUCACACUGUAAGUCUCAUAUUGUACAAAAGCUGCUACAAUGAAACCAAUUACAAACUGCAACUAAUAUGAGUUAUAUAGCAAUAUAAUUUACACUCAGUAUAAUUAGAAUAAUAACCUUUUUGGAGAAUUUUCAUCAGCCUAAUAGUAUUUCCAGCACAGAAUAUUCUUGAAAACUGAAGGCAGACUCAGGAGGAGAGGAGGGAGACAGGAGGAAGAAGCUGAACGAAUGUGGAUGUGUUAGAGAUGGAAAGGUUUGGGGGAGAGUUUACAUUCAGUUCAGUCAGCAUAAAAUGCCUCGCAGCAGUUUCUGCUAGAGUUUGUCAGGACUGGAAGGCUUUUGACCUGUAGCUUCAUUCAUAUUAAUUCAUUUCUGCCCCCUUUUAGGUGCAGUGGGAGUUUUAGAAAGAGUCCUCUCCUACACUGCCCUUUGGCACAGACUCUGACCCUGAAUGUGACCUUUGUAAAGUUAUCAGCAUGUAAGGACAUUGAUCAGCAUCCCCAUCAAUAGGUAGCAUUUCUUUUGGUUUAGAUUAAAAAAGAAAGAAAGAAAAAGAGGAAAAAGGAAACCUGGGAUUGCUUGCUCAUUUAUUUUAAAUAUUAAAAACACCCCAGAAAUUGUUGAAAUUAAAAUAUAAAUACACAGUGCAAAGUCAGUGUAAACUUCUUUUCUUUUUUUAAAAAAUUCAAGUACUCAAGUACAUUCUGAACCGUCUCCACAGUUCAGAGUUACCUCCUGGCAGCAGCAAGAAACAGAGUGCCAGGGCCUAAAGUCCAUGUGGAAAAACGUAUGCUAAUUCUAAUUUAAAAAAAAAAAAAAAGUUUGUAGUUUCUGAUUAUAGAUAUUGUGAUUUUUUUUUUCCUUUGGCUCUGUGCUCCAGUGAUAAUGAGCUUGUGUUGUGAGUAAAUACUAGUAGAAACUAGAAAAUAAAUUGAGCAAUUUGUGGAACCACAUUCAGUAUUUACAUGAAUGUAUCUCUGGUCUGGGAUGAGAACGGCUCCCAUGCUUCCUCUGUGCUGACAAAAAGUGUCUUCUUAGCUGGCUGAACUGAAAGUAGAUUCUUAUUACCCCCUUAAAAAAAACCUGACAGCGAGUCGGAUGAAAGGAUGGAUGGGCGGACGGGCGGCAAGUGGAGGGCGGGCUGCUAAAAAGUUAUGUUUGAGCAGAAGACAGAGAGGAUAAUGAGCUGUCAACAGGGAGAGAUGAAAGUGGUGUAUUCUGUUCAAGCAGAUCAUUAAGUGACAGACCAAAGACAGAAAUUAGCAGCUCAGUCAGACAGGUUGUUUUUGUCAUAUUGUUUUUAGCGAGCUAUCAGAGUGAAAAGAGAAGCAAUAAUUCAUACAGAUUUUUUCCUCCUUUAUUUUCACUUCAUCUAUUAAUGAAAACCAAAGUCAGAGCAUUUUGAAAAUUUUGAUAACAAUUCACAUGCAUGUUUUAGAUCUUCUGACUUUUCUGACUCACCGCAGAGAGACUGUGUCGGAUGAGCUGACAAUAACAGAAAAUAACCCGCUGUUGAAUCAGACAAUCAGCGUCAACCUUGCCCAUGUGUCGCUGCAGGAGGAGCAGAACCAAGCUGCGAGGGCUGUUUUAGCACAAUCAAAGUGGAAAUCUGUGUUUUUAUAACACUAUAAUCUGAGCAUCUGUUCCUCACAUCUGUGGCACUGGGUUAAAAUUCACUUUAGACACACAUGGAAAGCAAGCUCCAGAUCCCAACCCUACAAAUGACCCGUCUUUCUGUGAGGUUCCUGAAGUGGCCUCUGUAAGUGUCCACUGUGUCCUCGCAGGGAUUUCCCAACUUCAAGACAGAGGAAAAAAAACUUCCCAGAAAACACUGAGACGGACACAGAGCCAGCUGUAGUUGCGGUCAGGUCGUGCCCAUGAGAAUGAGAAGAAUGUGGAGCUGGACUUAGAGAAAGGAAGCUUUGUCUCUCUGUCUGUCCCCGUCUCUCAGACUUUGUCUCAUAUAAAAGCGUCCCCAUUUAUUUUAAAGCUGUAACAAAACAGCAGGUGUCCCCCACAUGCCAAACCAAAUUACAAAAAUAGUUUUCCCAAUUAGUUUUAUCCAGCAAUCAUCAGAUCAGAGUCGAUUUUUUUUCUUUUACUUUAAGUUUUUAACUAAAAGCAACAGUUUGUGGAAACACAUGCUGAGUUUUUCAUGUGUUUGCGUGCUGUGAGGAACAGAAACAAAAUGUAUCUCCACUGUGCUGGGGUUGCAGAUGUUUCAGUAAUCUCCAGAACCAAAGCAUUUACAUUGCUAGAUAAAACAUAAGUGGGAAAAUGUUUUAAUUUUGGUCAAAGUGACAGUUUAAAAUCAGGGCAAGAGUGGAAACAUGUUGUGAAAGUAAAUGAGUUAAAGCAACCAGAAGCAAAGACCUGAUCUAGAUUAUCUGAUAAUCACCACAACUUAAUCAAUCACCCAUAUUAAUGAUAGGACAAAGUAUUUGUACAUGUUUUGUUGCUUCGACGUUUUAUUAGUUUUGAUUUAAUUGAUCUUGAAUAUUUUAAAGCCCCUGAAAGCCUGGUUUCAAAUUCUUUUUGUUUUUACUCAUAAUAUAAUAUCAAUAACUAAAUGUGCAGCAAUCACUGUUAAAGUUUGGGGAAGGAAAAUCUUUAUUAAGAGUUAAACACAAACUCUGUGGCUGAGGUUUGAUCACAUUUGAUUGACAGUGCUCGCAAUGUAAGAAAAAAAAAAAAAAAAGAUUGUCAUUACAUUUUGAUUAAAAUUGCUAA